AUGCUUCUACCCAAGUUUCCCCAUCAUUGGUCAGAACUCUCAGCCCAGGCAAAGGGCCUUUUGACCCCGAACGAAGACAAGAAGAAGAAGCUCCAAAAGCCGAUCCAGGAGGACGACUCUGAAGCCCAUCAAGUCUUCCGCGCCGCACACCACCAUUCUUCCUCAAUCAAGCGCAACGCCAGCAAGAAGAAAUCCUCCGUCCAGGCUGAGAAAAAGGCCCAGAAAGCCGCCAGCUCAUCCGCUGAUAAAAUCAUCAGAUCCGCCGUCACCUCCCCCACUCCUUCCGAGCCAGAGGAUGAUGACAUGCUCCCCGGAAUCAGCUCUCCCGGCUCGACCGGUGUUAUCUUUGUCAUGGAUCGAGCCAUGGCCAAUGGCUUUACUUACGACGAUCCUGACUGGGCAAAUUUCGGACAAGGUGCCCCCGAAGUAGGUGAUAUUCCGGGCGCUAGCCACAAACCAGCCGUUAUUGAUGUUGCAGCGAUGGGCGAAGAUGUUCAUGAAUAUGCGCCCACCACUGGAGUGAAAGCCCUUCGAGCAGCCGUGGCUGACCUUUACAAUAAAACCUAUCGAAAGGGGAUGGACUCCCAAUACACCUUUGAGAAUGUCUGUAUCGUCCCUGGAGGUCGAUCAGGCUUGACCAGAGUCGCAAGUGUUGUAGGCGAAGUUUACGUGGGCUACCAGUUACCAGAGUAUACGGCAUACGAUCAGAUGUUGUCGGUCUUCCGACGACUCGUCCCGAUCCCAUCAGCCCUCUCAGCCGAAGACAACUACAAGCUUCACAUCGAUAAACUCAAGGAGAACAUCAACCAAAUGGGCCUCUCCGUCCUCUUUGCGUCCAACCCACGGAACCCCACCGGCCAGGCCGUCGAAGGCUCCGAACUUGAAGAACUCGUCCAAGUUAGCAGGAACGGCCAAACCGUCGUCUUGGACGAGUUUUACAGUUGGUAUAACCUCGAUGGCCAACUUGGAGAAAGCCUAUCGGCUGCCAGAUACGUCGAAGAUGUCAAUAAGGAUGCCCUUGUAAUCAUCGACGGAUUGACCAAAAAUUGGCGGUGUCCAGGUUGGCGAGUAUGUUGGGUCAUAGGGCCUAAGCCGUUGAUUGGAGCUCUAUCACAGAGUGGAAGUUUCCUGGAUGGCGGGGCUAGUCACAUCAUGCAAAUGGCAGCUAUCCCAUUGCUCGAGUUCGACAGGGUCGAGAAAGAUAAGCUGGCUCUCCAGAAACAUUUCAGGAUGAAGAGAGAUCGCGUCUUGGAGCGAUUGGAACAAAUGGGUCUCAAAGUUAAGAUCCCGCCAAAAUGGACGUUCUACACUGACCAGCAAACUCGGUAUACUUCAUCUAGCUUGUCAGAUCUACCUCCACCCUUAAACAGUGGAUUGGUAUUUUUCGAAGAACUCUUAAAACAAAAAGUGAUUGUUGUUCCCGGAAUAUUCUUCGAUAUAAACCCCUCUCAUCGCAGAAAUUUGUUCUGCUCCCCGUGCCAUCACUUUGUCAGACUGUCUUUUGGUCCCCCGUUACCUCAAUUAGAAAAAGGUUUAGAUGGGAUUGAACAAGUCUUGAAGAAAGCUUAUGAUCACCUGACGAAUGAUGGUCAUCUACUCGAGAUGGGUCGCAACCUGGCCCCCCAAUUGAAUCGCAGACUCUCUAUUGCUGCCGUGCACGGUGUGGCUGACUCCAGCAAACUCACUUCCCCUCGCACUUAA
This is a messenger RNA of Puccinia triticina, 1701 nucleotides long. RefSeq lists its product as uncharacterized. Gene Ontology annotation, biological process: biosynthetic process. Gene Ontology annotation, molecular function: pyridoxal phosphate binding. The record is from RefSeq and is a predicted model, not a curated record. Bases 1 to 1701 code for a protein of 566 amino acids. Lineage: Eukaryota; Fungi; Basidiomycota; Pucciniomycetes; Pucciniales; Pucciniaceae. The transcript is spliced from 12 exons.